Molecule: messenger RNA, 666 nt
Organism: Macrosiphum euphorbiae (potato aphid)
Lineage: Eukaryota; Metazoa; Arthropoda; Insecta; Hemiptera; Aphididae
Source: the annotation of a GenBank genome assembly
AUGCCUGCACCAACAAAAUCAAACCCAGCCAUGUCACCAGAUGGUGGAGCACCACAGCCUGCCGUACCAAAAACUGAACUUCAAGAGCUGCAAAUGAAAGCUGGAGAAGUAACAGAUGAAUCACUUGAAAGUACCAGAAGAAUGUUGGCUCUAUGUGAAGAGAGCAAGGAGGCUGGAAUAAGGACAUUAGUUGCACUCGAUGACCAGGGAGAACAAUUGGACAGGAUUGAAGAAGGCAUGGAUCAGAUUAAUGCUGACAUGAAAGAGGCAGAAAAGAACCUUACUGGCAUGGAAAAAUGUUGUGGAAUUUGUGUGCUGCCUUGUAACAAGUCAGCUUCAUUUAAAGAAGAUGAAGGUACGUGGCGAGGCAAUGAUGAUGGAAAAGUGGUUAACAACCAACCACAGCGUGUGAUGGAUGAACGUAAUGGAAUGGGUGCCCAAGGAGGUUAUAUAGCAAAAAUAACAAAUGACGCUCGAGAAAAUGAAAUGGAAGAAAAUAUGGGUCAAGUUAAUACUAUGAUUGGAAAUCUUCGUAACAUGGCACUGGAUAUGGGAAGUGAAUUGGAGAAUCAGAAUAGACAAGUUUCACGAAUAAACAUGAAGGCUGGAUCUAAUGAAACAAGAAUUUCAGUGGCGAACCAACGAGCACAUGAACUGCUCAAGUAA